Molecule: messenger RNA, 806 nt
Organism: Cherax quadricarinatus
Lineage: Eukaryota; Metazoa; Arthropoda; Malacostraca; Decapoda; Parastacidae
Source: RefSeq, a predicted model, not a curated record
UUCUGCAACUUGUAAAUCCGACUCUUUUUUGUGUAUCAUGGCAUAUAUUUUAUUCCUUAUUGUUUUACAUUAUGUGUAUAACCUACACGUGUGAUCUGCAGCGGCUGCUGGGCGGACUGAGCAAGGACAAGGAGUUCCUGGUGUCACUGCUGGGUCGUCGAAGCCUGAGACAGGAGGUGGUGACGGUGGACGGUGGCGGCCAAGUUACUCACACAAGUUGUCAAGUGGCGGCCGUUGCCAAGGAAGCUCUCAGCUCUUUACAACACUUGGAAUCGUUUAUGUGGCAACGAGACCCCGGGGGCAGUACUGGAAGGCCGGGUGCUGUUGAUGGAGGCGCAGGCAAGACUCUUCUCCAGAAGGAACGGGAAAAGAAAGAGCGAGCCAGGCUUAAGGUCACUCUCAGGCGUCGUGCAGCAAUACUGCUGCAGCAGCUACACCAAGACGCAGAUGUGGAAGAAACGCUACGGGCAGCCGAGGAGCUGGUAGCAGAGGUGAAGAGCGUGGGCGUAGGUGGACGACUGCUGUGUCGGCUGCUGGUGGGUGUGGGAGUGGCGCUGCCCAAGUGUAACAGACAUGAAGAUGCAAUUGCUGUCCUCACUGACGCCGUCCACAUAGCUCGGGCCAGGUGUGUAUGUGUGUGUAUGUGCGUGUGUGUAUCUUCACCUAAUUGUAAUCGUCUAAUUGUGGUUGCAGGGGUUAAGUCAUACCUCCUGCCCUCGCCUUUCACUGGUCGCUACUAGGUCAACUCUCCCCCCUGCUCCAUGAGCUUUAUCGUAUUUCUUAAACUUAUGUAUGGAUCCUACCUC